GAUCGGCGGCCAUUUUGUCACCAUUUAUUACUAGUGAAAGAGUCUCUCGUCGAGUCGCGCAAAAUAUUCGCCGUGUUUUUGUGUAUUUCGUUAUAAUAAUUAUCAACCAGAUCAAGCAUUACUAACAGCAACCCUUAAAAAGUCAACGGAAUGAGUUAACUACUGUGAAUGGUAGUUAAUAAAACACAGAGGAUUCAAAAUGCAAAAUUGGAAUCAAUGGCAACUACCAGCAGCUCCCGUGCCGGCAACGACAAUGCCACAACCACCGGUUGGUUAUCCUGCUCCUGCUCCAGGAGCAGAUCCCAUGGCUAUGAUGCAGUCUUAUAUGCAGUAUUAUAGCCAACCACCUCCAAGUGGUUAUACGUCUGAACAAUGGUCAGCAGCGCAACAACAAAAUUGGGCUCAGUGGCAACAGUGGCAGCAGCAAUAUCAGCAAUGGCAAGCUCAAUAUGGAGAAAAGUAUCAAGAAACAAUGAAGCAGUAUGCAGCAACAAAUAUGUCGAAUUCUACUAGACAAGCGCCACCUUUGCCAGCAUCUCAGCCACCUUUGCCAAGAGAUGAAAAUUCCAAGCCCCCAUUACCACCUGACAAUUCAAAUCAAUAUCAAUAUUCAUCAAUACCACCUCCUCAUCAAAAUAAUUUACCUCUAUUCCCAUCGAAAGUUGAAAAUUCACAGAGUCAAGGCACUAAUCCACCAUUACCUUCCCAACCACCUUUGCCAACACAAACAAGUGACUCGAGUCUAUUAGGUAAACAGAGUAAUACUAAUAAUGAUAAUUCAAAUUCAGAACCUAGUGCAAAAAAGCAAAAAAUCGAAGACGAAGAAUUAAGUGAAGCCGAAAAAACAUUUGAUUCUCAGUUUAAACAGUGGGAAGAAAAAUUUAAUACGUGGAAACAACAAAAUGCCAAUCAUCCCGAUAAGUCUCAAUAUCAACAAUACGAAGCAAAAUGGACCUCGUGGAGGGAGAAAUUAAUCGAACGCCGUGAACAAAUGCGACGAAAACGCGAACAACAGAAACAAAUGGCACUGAAAGCAGAGGCAGAGAAGAAAAAGGAUUUACCCGGUGGUGAUAAAAUUCUCAACAUUCUAUCGAACACGGAAAAUCAGGGUCUAAUAAACAAUCUCCUGGGAAUUGGUAAAACACUCGGCCUAACUGGUAAGCAGGAAGUGACAGCAUCGCCACCGCCACCACCGCCGAAUAACGAGAAAGUAGUUCCAACCCAGGCGCCAACAGUCGCACCGACACAAUCAACAUCAAUGGCACCACCGACAAUGACCGCCGAAAUGAAUCAAGCAGCCUGGGCCGCACAGCAAUGGGCCGCUCAAUACAAUCCCGGAGUACAAAAUUACCAAAACUAUCAGCCAUUAAUGGGAGCGGCGCCACCGAAUCUCUAUUCACAACCACCGCCAAGUUUUGCGAAUGCACCCCCGAAUUAUUCAACGGCACCGCCGAGUUUUCCACCUGCGGGAGGGAAUAUCCCCGGUUCUAUGAACAUGGCCGGUCAUCCAAAUAUGAGCGGACCACCGCCGAAUAUGUCCUCUAAUUUAGGGGGACCAGGGAAUAUGUCUUCUAAUAUUGGCGGACCACCGAAUUUGAAUUCUAAUUUAGGGGGACCACCGAAUAUGUCCUCCAAUUUAGGAGGAUCAAAUUUAGGAGGACUAAAUUUAGGAGGACCAAAUUUAGGAGGGCCAAAUAUGGGAGGACCGAAUAUGGGAGGACCAAAUAUGGGGGGACCACCGAACAUGAGUGGUCCGCCGCCAAACAUCGCAGGACCCCCCUCGAAUAUGAGUGGUCCACCUCCGAACCUCGGGGGACCACCGCCGAAUUUUUCCCUCCCACCUCCUGGUUUCAAUACACCCGACCGACAGUCAACCUCCUUCGGUCCAUCCGGAGAUGAUAAAAAUUUCCCCAUGAAUCAAAGACCACCCUUCGCACCUCAAGGUAGAUUCAAUCCCGAUAAUCGUGAAUUUAACGGUCCUCUACGCGAUCAGUCCGCCAAUAAUUCAUUCAACAACGAUUCUUUCAAUAAAAGUGGUACAUUCAAUGACAGUAUGAACGAAAAUGAUCGUUUCGGUCCAAAUAGCAAUAAUAAUAAUCGUUUUCCACCCAAGAAUGAUCGUUUCGCUCAAAAUCGUUUUGGUUCCCAAAAUGAUCAACAAUUUCCCUUCAAUGAUCGCUUUGAUUCGAAUGAUUCGUUUCAGAAUGAUAAUUUCAAUAAACGUGAUAACUUUGGAAAUAAUAGAAAUUUCGAGUCGGCUGCGAAAAAUACAAUGCCACCAGAAUUGAAAAAAUUGAUGGAGAAGAGAAAGGCGGCGAUGGACGCUUUUAAGCCGAGUAGUAAUUCAUUUUUCACCUCGAAUACAAGUUUUGAAGUUGGAUCACUUCGUGAGAGUUUCAAGAAGAUUUCGGGUGAUUCGCCUUUCUUGAAGAAACGACAAGAGGAGGGGAAGGACUCCGAACAGGAUAAUAACGAUUCCGAACCGAAAUUCGAGCAGUCUUUCGAUUUUGCUCCCCGUACUGGUGGGGGCAAUAAUUUCGGUCCUCGCGGAAUGUUCGGUCCUCGUAACUUUGGACCACGAGGUCCAAGGGACUUUGGACCGAGAGGUUCGGAGUUUGGACCAAGAGGUCCGGACUUUGGUCCUAGGGGUCCGGAUUUCAGUCCUCGUGGAAGAUUACCAGGUCCCGAUGGUUGGCAGAGAAUGCCAUUUAACUUUGGGGAAGGGAAGACUUUUGUCGAACCACCGGUUGAAGAAUUGAAACCACCGGAAGAUUUUCCGAUACAAAUUAUCGAGAAUACGGAAACUUCGGCUGCGGUCGAUCCCAAUGAGGUGACGAUUAUCGAAAAUGCGUCUCAGGAGGAAGUUACGAUUAUCGAGGAAAUACCGAAGACAAUACCCCCUCUGGAGCAACCGCUCUGGAUGACCGCCGCCCUGGACGAAACAGAAGUUAAAGAAAUUCCCAUAAAUACUCCAAACGAUGUUCCACCGAUUCAAGAGGAGAAUUCAAACAAGGAGAGCGCUCCAAUCACAAAGUCGAACGAUCUUCCAUUCAUGGGCGAAAACGAUCCGAAACCUGAAGACCUGAAUAUGGAACCACCACCGGAUUUACCGAAUCUAGGUCCUAUUAUUCAAAAUCCUCAGUUUGAGGGCCCACCACCAAAUUCGGAAUUUCCUCCGAAUUUCAAUCAAUUCGGACCUAGAGGACCCCUUCUGCCUUUUGGACCACGAGGGCCAAUGUUUCCUCCACGCGGUCCCGGUGACAAUUCCUUCCCGCCUUUUGGACCCAGAGGACCGGGCGAUUUCAACAAUAUGCGACCUUUCAAUAAUCGAGCGAUGGGGCCAGGCGACUUUAGACCCCAAGGACGAUUCGACGCAAGCUUCGGUCCUAGAUUCAACAAUUUUCAGCAAAGGAUCGAAGAACCUGUUGGUGAUAGUCAAAAAUCGAUUCCUUCGCUAAUGUCCAUGAAGUUCGAACCUCCGAAAACUUUGCUAAAACCCCCGGAGAUUAAUUCGCCGUUCGAUCCACCGAAAAUUAAUCCCGACGACGAGAACCGGGAUUCUCCAAAUUUUGGAGCCAAAGGUGCGAAAUUGCCAGACUGGAAACCUUUCGGUCAAAAUAUGGAGCGUGAUUCGAAUCAAGGGCCGAAUCAAGGUCCCUAUCAAGGACCAAACCAAGGACCGAAUCAAGGAAUGAAUCAAGGACCGAAUCAAGGAUUGAAUCAAGGACCGAAUCAAGGUCCCUAUCAAGGACCAAACCAAGGACCGAAUCAAGGAAUGAAUCAAGGACCGAAUCAAGGUCCGUAUCAAGGACCGAAUCAAGGACCCUAUCAAGGACCAAACCAAGGACCGAAUCAAAGAAUCCCUCCCAAUCAAGGUAUGGGACCGAAUCAAAGAAUGCCGUUUCAAAAUACCGACUCGAAUGAGCCGGUAAUUUUCGAAAAUGACGAUCGCGAGAGAAAUGAUGGAGGAAAUGAAAUGGAACAGUCAUUAAAUAAUCCAGAAUUGGAAAAUAAACAACAAUUUGAGAGAUCACAAUCGCCAUUCACUGGAGGACCACCAGCUUUCAAUCAAAAUCGUGGAAGACGACCAGAACCGGAAUUUUGCAUCGAGAGGCAAUUUAAUUACAAUCAUGGUGGUCGAAUGCCGGAGAAACAAUUCACGGACUAUGUGGCACCGAAAGUAAUUGACUAUAAUCACUUGAAACGUACAAUGGUACACGACUAUUUAACACCAGUGCAAUCGUUUGAUUACGCUCACGGUAAUUUACAUCCCGAUGUGCCGGAACAUGAAAUUAGUGGACGAAGAGAUUUCACCAGAUGGGAAGAAACGGAACAAAAUUUACAGGAAUAUUCCGAGCAGAUGAAAACCUACGAACAGGAUUAUCAGUGGAAGCGUAUUGAUCGAUUGAGGAGUGAUGAUAUUUCCGAACAUGAUGAGAAAUCGUUCAAGAGAAAUAGGGACGAGUAUAGAAAGGAUUACAAGAAGGAGAGUGAUAUCAAGAGGGAUCGUGAUCGAAGAGAUCGAAGAGAUGACUACAGGAAGGAUAAUGAUCGUCGUAGGGAUUCGGAUUAUAGAAAAGAUCGAAAGGAGUCGGAUUAUAGGAAAGAUUUGGAUCAUCGUAAAGAUUCGGAUCAUCGUAAGGAUUCUGAUCAUAGAAGAGAUUUCGAUCGUCGUAAGGAUUCGGACUUUCGAAGGGAUUCGGAUCAUAGAAAAGAUUCUGAUUAUAGAAAGGAGUCGGAUCAUAGGAGAGAUUUGGAUCAUAGAAAAGAUUCGGACUUUCGAAGGGAUUCGGAUCAUAGAAAGGAGUUUGAUCAUAAGAAAGAUUUGGAGAAUAGAAAGGAGUUUGAUAAUAAGAAGGAGGAGAGUAAAAAGGAUUCUGAUUUUAGAAAAGAUGCGGAUCAUCGAAAGGAAAUUGAUGAGAGAUUUGAUAUUGAUGAUAGAUUGGAUACUUUUGAGAGUAGUGAUGCUAAUCAACAAAUUGAGGGCGAUAUGCAAACUGGUGCCGCACAGGAGGUGCAGGACUUCACGCAAGAUGUGGAUUUUAGAAAGGAUAAUCUUGACUGGGGUGAUGAAGAUUGGGGCCUUGAACGUGAUAUCAAUUCUGGGAAAAAUCCGGACGCCGAUGAUAGAAAUUUAAAGGAAUCUGAUAAAAAUGAAAAUGAAAGAUCAUCGGAGUUUAAUAGCUGGCAGGACAGUCCGAGCAAGAAAACCUCAGACACUUCAUUGGUGGAUUCCAGCAGUCAAGAUGUCAAGAAAAUUACAUCAGAUAGUCAAAGUAAGACACUUGAGCUACCGAAAAUACCAACAUUCACGGUUCUCGAAGAUAUACUGUACCAACCAGGACGUCAGAACAGACCACCAAAAAUAGUUAUUAUUUUAAGAGGGCCACCUGGCAGCGGAAAAUCGUUUCUCGCAAAACUUAUUAAGGACAAAGAAGUGGAACAAGGAGGGUCGGCACCACGAAUUUUAAGCAUCGAUGAUUAUUUCCUUGUCGAAAAGGAAAGAGAGACUAAAGAUGAUAAUGGAAAGAAAAUAGUAAUAAAGGAAAUGGUCUACGAAUAUGAAGAAGCUGUGGAAUCGAGUUACCUUGCAUCGCUGGUGAAAGCGUUCAAAAAGAACAUAACGGAUGGCUACUUUAGUUUUAUUAUUUUAGAUUCGAUUAAUGAGAAAAUAUCCGAUUACGAUGAUAUGUGGAGUUUCGCUAAAACAAAAGGUUUCAAAGUGUUCGUCUGUGAAAUGGAAAUGGACGUUCAAGUUUGCCUGAAGAGAAAUAUUCACAAUCGCUCCGAGGACGAGGUCAAUAGAAUAGUUGAUUAUUUUGAACCAACGCCGAAGCAUCAUCAGAAAUUGGACACAAGUACUUUCUUGCAAGAAGCAGCCAUUGAGGAUGUUCAAAUGGAAGAUGUUCAAAAUUUGGAGAAACCAGCUCAAGGCAGUGAGGACAGUCAGGAUAGUCAGGAAGAUCAAGGAUUGGGGGUUAGCAAAUGGGAGCGAAUGGAAGCAGAAAAUAAAUUAGAUCGAUUGGACGGUUUAGCCAAAAAGAAACACGAGGGAAAGCCACAAACAAUGGAAGAUUUUCUUCAAGUGCCAGAUUAUUACAAUAUGGAGGAUAAUUCUGGCAAAAAGAGGGUGAGAUGGGCAGAUUUAGAAGAACGGAAAGAGCAAGAAAAAAUGAGAGCUGUAGGCUUCGUAGUCGGUCAUACAAAUUGGAAUCGAAUGAUGGAUCCAACAAAAGGAGAGAGUGCACUAACGAGAACAAAAUAUAUAUGACCGAAGUUUUAUUCUAAAAAACAUGGAAAUCCACGUUGGAAUUAAUAUUAAAUUUCAUUUGGUACUUUGUUUAUAAUAUUGAGAAAUAUCAAAUUAUAAAUGAAAUCGAUGUUACCAAACAAUUAAAAAAUUUUAAGAAAAAGAAGAAGUAGAAGAAGAACAACAACAACAACAAAAGAAGAAGAUGAAGAAGAAGAAGAAUUAGAAGCAAAAGAAGAAAGAAGAAAAGUAUCACUGAAAUUUUGUGAAUAGACUUUAAAAACCCAACGGACUGACAAUUUUUUUUUAAUCAACUGUAUUUCACAGUUAAAAGCUAUACGUAGCUUCAAAUAUUGAUUUAAAAUAAAAAAAGAAGUUUUUUUUUCUUUGAAUUGUAGAAAUAAUUCACGAAAUCUCGAUCAAGUACUGUUAUUUUAGAAUAAUAAUAAUAGUAAUGAAAAUUACUAAACUAUUGUAUAUUGCAUUGUAGAAUUUUUGAAAAAAUAAGAAAAUUUCAUAUAAAAUAAAAUUAUUUUUCAUGUUCUUUCUCUGUGGAAAAAAAUUUAAUGUUAAUAGUUAUUUACUUACUUUUUUUUAGAAAUGAUAUUACUUAUGUAAACGUUAAAUUGAAAACAAAUGUUUCAGAUUUAUUGUGCACUAUUUUAUAAAUUUAUUUAGAAAAAAAAAUGGAAAGAAAGAAAGAACAUCUUCAGAAACAAUUGUUUAACACAUUUACAUGUAUAGGUAUGUAAAAUGUAAUUACUUUGUGUACUUGAACACGUUCAACUUUGUAAGACAUGAUUGUAAUUUAGACUUAAUUUAUAAAGUCAUUUUAAACGAUUAAAUUGAA
Molecule: messenger RNA, 7100 nt
Organism: Leptopilina heterotoma
Lineage: Eukaryota; Metazoa; Arthropoda; Insecta; Hymenoptera; Figitidae
Exons: 13
Coding region: 200-6271 (2023 amino acids)
Biological process (GO): regulation of telomere maintenance
Cellular component (GO): nucleus
Source: RefSeq, a predicted model, not a curated record